CUACACACACCUCUUUCGCCCUCAUUCCAGCUCAAACAAUGAUGGUCUCGCCUUCCUUGCCUGCGAGCCUUCCGGUGAUUCUGCUUUUGCUGCCCCUGGUCUGCAGCGAACCCAUCCACAUCCCGCUUGUCAAUCGAAGGACUGAUCGAGUCCGCACUCUUACCGACCACUUUGCUGCCGGGUCGUCUGCGCGGUCGAGAUAUGGCUAUGCUUCUGGUCUGCCAUCCACGUCUUCAAGGAUUCGACGGGGUAGCACGAUCGACUUCUCAAUGGAAGACCAGGUAAGCGGUGCGGCUGAUGCGUCGGGUCGUUCACUCACAGCGGCCAGGGAGCCGACGCGAGUUACAUUGGCAGUGUUUCCAUUGGCACGCCACCACAGACCUUCUCGGUUAUUCUGGACACCGGAAGUUCCGACCUUUGGGUCGUGGACUCACAGUGUCUAAGCUGUGGCGGGGGCAGCUCCUUCACGUCUUCAUCUUCGUCGUCGUUUCUGCAAUCAAGCAGCCAAUCAGUGGAAAUCGUCUAUGGCUCUGGGCAGGUGGCCGGAACUGUAGCUACAGAUACUGUUAGCAUGGGCAGCCUCAGUGUUUCCUCGCAGGGGUUCUUAUUGGCAGAGCAGCUUACGCAGAAUCUCAUCCAGGGUCAAGUUUCCGGCCUGAUUGGUCUGGCCUUCCAGAGCCUAGCGCAGACGCAGGCUGUCCCUUUCUGGCAAGCCCUGAUCAACGCUAAUCAACUGUCGUCACCCGAAAUGUCAUUCCACUUGCUUCGCUCCUUAAGCUCGGGGGAUGCGCCAGGGGGGACAUUCACGCUCGGGGGCACCAACGCAUCGUUGUACACAGGGGACAUCGACUUCCAGAAUCUCGUCCAGUCUCCCGCAGGUGCGGCACAGACAUACUGGCUCUUGGACAUGUCAGCCGUCACGGUUCAAGGGAACGCGGUCACUCUACCACAGGGAGAUUCGGUCACAGCUGCUAUUGACACUGGAACGAGCCUGAUCGGUGCUCCUAGCAGCACCGUUUCAGCGAUCUGGGCUGCCGUUGAUGGGGCAAGUCCUCUCUCCGCCUCGAUAGGCCAAGGAUACUACCAGUUCCCCUGCUCUACCAACGUGAGCGUGACCCUCUCGUUCGGAGGCAAAGCCUGGCCUAUUAGCCCUGAGGAUAUGAACCUGGGGCCCAUUCAGCAAGGCAGCUCUUUUUGCGUCGGAGCCAUAUUCGACUUGACGCUUGGCUCACAAGCCAGUUCAGGCAGUCCCGGCUGGGUGGUCGGGGACACUUUCCUGAAAAAUGUGUACACCGUAUUCCGACAAAACCCAGCGUCUGUUGGGUUUGCCCAGCUCUCUUCAGACCCCACUGUGUCUUCUUCAACGAGUGGAACUGCUGUGAUCCCAGGGAACCCUGGCCUACCGACCGGGUCAGCGUCGGGAUCAGCGUCGGGAUCGACCUCGACGACUGUUACUUCUGCGGCGAUUGCCCUCGCUGUGCCCAGCAAGGCAUCCAUCCUGCUACUGUUUUUAGCCAUUUCAGCAAUUUGCGGACUGUCAUUAUAAUGUGAAUCUAUGUAGAUGCAGAGAAUUAUCAACGAUAUCGAAGAGAGACAAUAGAUAAUACUGUUCAUACAUGAGAACAAGACGCGAUGUCGAGUUGAAAUUUCAAGUGUGAUGGAUUGAACCCUUGAACGACAACCGACGCUUACCUUUCUUUAGGCUUUUUGGGCAUCAAACCACGCUGGGAUAACACCUGAAUACUCAACUCCAA
Molecule: messenger RNA, 1754 nt
Organism: Mycena citricolor
Lineage: Eukaryota; Fungi; Basidiomycota; Agaricomycetes; Agaricales; Mycenaceae
Source: the annotation of a GenBank genome assembly